Molecule: messenger RNA, 1390 nt
Organism: Schistosoma guineensis
Lineage: Eukaryota; Metazoa; Platyhelminthes; Trematoda; Strigeidida; Schistosomatidae
Source: the annotation of a GenBank genome assembly
UGAAGACAGACUGGCACAAGUUAACUUAUUUGCGUUAUCAUACCGUAGAAUACAGGAUGAUAUAACAUUGGCUUAUCGUAUACUGAACGAUGACCUUGGUAUUAACAUGUCUUAUCUUUUGCUUCCGUCUAGAACCGAUCAUUUGAGAGGACAUUCGAAGAAAGUUCAAAAACCGAGAUCAAACCGUUUACGUCUGGAGUUUCGUUUCUCGCACCGAGUAGUGAAUUACUGGAAUUCCCUACCGGAACACGUAAUAUCAGCACCGUCUGUUAAUAUAUUCAAAACGAGAUUGGACCUCCACAGUAUUACAAACUGCAAGCAUUAAUAUAGGUCGAUAGACCUCCUAUCCUUAUUACUGAAGGCUGAAAUAUUGACUAUCUUGGUAUCGUUAAUAAGCUUCGGCGGUAUUCAAAAAGUUCAUCUGUACGUUAUUCCCAACCCCCAUCAGUGGACGAUACCCUAGGAGCGUUGCCUACGUGCUACACACCUGAAGGCGCUCUGUGCUUGUGGUUGCUCAACAAAUUAAGAGGCUCAUAGCCUAUCAGGGGUAUGUCUUCAUAUUUUACCAAUAACCAUAUUCACUAAGUCAAGCCUUCCCAACCAAGUUAUCCAACUUUGUUACGCAAAUAAGUGACAGGAAAACCAUCGUUUUUAGACUCAUAACUGUUUAUGUCAGCUAAAACAAUCCUGCUGUAGUUAUCUGUAAUACGAAUAGCGCGAUGAAUAGACUCCAACGAUUUUUGGAUGAAAAUGUAGAAGCUAUAAGAUUAUUACCUACAACGUUCUUCGUAAUUGGAGUAUAUCUUCUCGGGAGGCAUUUUUAUAUCUUUACUAAGUUUAACUCCAUCCACUCGAUUCCAUCUGUUGUAUACAGUCGCCAGAUACAUCUAAAAGGUUUAGUUAAAUCUAUAAGUCCUACAGGUGAAUUGGAGAUCUUACAUGUGCCCAAGGUUAAACUGCCUUUCCGAGUCCCUUAUGGUAAUGCCAUGAAGAUUUCUAUUCCUGUGCAGCAUUCCGGUCAAAGUAUACAAUGGUUGAAGCAAAAUAUACACCCAGGUGAACGUGUCGUUUUCAUUCCUGUAAAACCAAUUUUCGAGAAUGCAGAACUUCUGGCUAUAAUAUACAAACGAUGGUAUUUUUCAAAAAAAGAUAUAUCUUACCACCUAUUAGUCAAUGGAAUAACCAACCACAAAAGCUUCAAUGAUUUGCCAGAUAACUUUCGCAAUAAGUACUCCUCGGCUAUAUCGAAAGCAAUUCGAAUGAAACGGGGUAUUUGGCAAGAAGACUAUAAAGUGUGGAAAUCUUGUAAAUUAUUUUUCCAAAAGAUAAAACAACUCGUGAACUUGUAAAACUGACGAUUUAGUCUUGUUAAUAUACAGUUUCUAUUUUA